UGGACAACAUCCUACUGACAGAAUAGAUCACCCGCCCAGUAGGAUGAUUUUAAUCGCUUUAUUAUACAGUAAUGAAUUGUUCCAUCAGCAUAAACUAUACCUCAUUUUGUAGUUCAAGCUUCGAUGAUGCAACAACAAAACACGCAAAAUUGCUAAGAAACACAGGCUUACAAUAUAUAUGAAAGCAAAAUACACUCCGCCAUGUCGACUGAUGGAGACUAGAGAGUUUCCCGAUAUAUUUACAUUUAAUUUACAUUGACACAACAGUGCUCAACAAAUGCUCUUAUAAGCCAAAACAAAUUGGCUCUUAUAUACGCGGAAAUACAGUAGGUUCAAUAAACUGCGGCUUAGGUCUUGAGUUAUGAGCUGUACUCACAAUUUUCCCGCAUCAUUAUCUGGUGUAGAAGAAGUUUAAUAUUAUAGCUUAAGAACACAAAAGAGUCUAAAUCCAGCAGCGAACACUAGUAGUUGAUCGCGAAUUUGUGCCUAACAAUAGGCUGGCCGAAAUAACGCAACACGUGGAACUUUUGGCUCGUGUUGCGUUACCUUAUACCAUUUAUCUUACUUAAUUUUAAGUAUAUCGAAGUUAUAGGAAUCUAUAUGACAAUUUUAAACGUUGAUUCGAUUAUAAAUAAAAAGAAACUGGAACGUUGUAAACUUCUAAAUUACUCAAUUUAAUUUUAAAAUAUCGGAUCCCGUUACGUGUUUUAAAAUGUAAUAGAUAACUUAUUAUUACUUUUGUUCUAUAUGCUAUUUAAUGUAAUAAUAUCGCAUAAACAUCCUGUAUCAGUUUUACAUAACAGAUAAGUCUUACAGUAUAUAUUGGUUUUCUUUUAAUAAAUCAUAUUUGUAAUUUGUAUCAUUACUCAACACAAUAAAUUUUAUUUAUGUUAAAAAUAAUUUUAGUUUGCGUAGAAAGAUGGGUGGAGUAUGUCGGCCUUUGCUAACUCUAAUAUGGAAAGAUUGGCGUUUCCAUCGGAGGCAUUAUAUUUUGACAUUUUUCGAGUUUAUAUUACCUCUUUGUAUCCCGGCAUGGUUAACGUACGACAGUUCUACUCUUCGAGCUUUUAAUUUAUUUAAAUAUAAUGGUUCCAUUAAUUCAGAAAAUAUAUUACAUAAGCACGAAAUCUUUUACGAGCCAUACGAUUUAAAUCCAUAUAAUUGGCCAUAUGACCUUUAUUAUGCACCAAAUACGUCUUCCUGCACGAAAUUCGUCAAAGAUGCGUUCUCAAAUCCAUAUUCAAUGUUUAAAGGAUUCGAAACCGAAGAUGAUUUAGAAAAAUAUCUUCGUUAUAAGAAUGAAUUACAUAUGUUCCGGAUACAGGCAGUUAUAUUUUCUGAAUGUGAUCCAAAUUCAAAAGUAUUGAAAUAUAAAGUGAGAAGCUGUUGCACAAAUUUCAGAACAAAUAUGCUUUAUGGGUCUUUAAGUGAUGUACGAAGUGAAGAACCCUCAAAUUUCCCUAAAUUCUUCUAUUCAACUUAUUUACAGUCUUCAUUUUUUAUUCAAAUACAGAGAAGUAUUGACUUGAUGUUUAUCAAAUUGCAUGCCAACACCAUUCAGAAAAAGCAGAUAAUUGAAAAUCUUAGGUUUACUCUACAGUCUAUGCCAUAUCCACCUAAUGAUGAAGUAAAGGCAAUGUCUGUCGAGUUGAUAGCAGUUUCAUUUGUUAUGAUUAUAAAUUUUGUAUUCAUAUUUCCAAUAAUUGUAAAAAGAAUUGUUGAAGAAAAAUGUAGCAGAACAAAGGAAAUCAUGAAAAUGAUGGGUAUUAGUGAACUGACAUAUUGGACAGGAACAUUUAUCAGCAACUUCUUAGAAUUAUUAUUACAUGAUUUGUUUAUCGUUUUUAUGUUUUCAAUUGAAUUUGUUAAAGGCCAUUCAGUGGUGUUGAGAGGUGUUUCCCCUAGUUUAUUUUUUGUUCUGAUGCUGUUAUAUAGUAUUUCAUCACUGUUGUUUUGUUUCUUAAUUACAACUGUAUUUAAUAAGCCCUCUUAUGCUGUAAUAAUGACAGUUAUUAUAUGGAUUGGUAGCUUUUUAGGACCUUUCAUACUUGUAGUACCAUUUGGUACAGAUGUUUUUGCUAAUACGCAUUUUAAUACUAAAGUUUUAACUUGUCUUUUACCAAAUAUGGCAUUUGUUUGGGUAUGGUUUGCAUUCUCACAUUUUGAAUUUUUGAAGGGUGGUACCCACUGGAAAGAAGUUUUGGAAUCACCAACAAUUUAUGGAGAUGGUUUUAAUAUAGGAUUAAUAUUUGGAAUGUUUCUUGUCUCGAGUCUUAUUUAUAUUGUAUUAAUUUGGUAUUUGGAUUCUGUUUGGCCAUGGAAACCAGGUGUACCAAAACCAUUUUAUUUUUGUUUUCUU
This is a messenger RNA of Centruroides sculpturatus (bark scorpion), 2359 nucleotides long. RefSeq names its product ATP-binding cassette sub-family A member 3-like. The annotation marks the transcript as partial. Gene Ontology annotation, cellular component: intracellular membrane-bounded organelle; membrane. Gene Ontology annotation, biological process: transmembrane transport; lipid transport. Gene Ontology annotation, molecular function: lipid carrier activity; ABC-type transporter activity. The record is from RefSeq and is a predicted model, not a curated record. The transcript has 7 exons. NCBI's taxonomy places the organism in Eukaryota, Metazoa, Arthropoda, Arachnida, Scorpiones, Buthidae.